Messenger RNA from Lates calcarifer (barramundi perch), 2590 nucleotides. It is a transcript of the gene znf503, whose product is annotated as zinc finger protein 503. Gene Ontology annotation, cellular component: nucleus. Bases 413 to 2098 code for a protein of 561 amino acids. Lineage: Eukaryota; Metazoa; Chordata; Actinopteri; Centropomidae. The record is from RefSeq and is a predicted model, not a curated record. Gene Ontology annotation, biological process: negative regulation of DNA-templated transcription. The transcript has 2 exons.
CCAUUUGAUUGGAAGGCGGCAAAGGCUUUAAUCUCGGACUAAUUCAGCUGCUUUUGAAGUGAAAAUUUCUACCAGUUCGUACUUCGGGAGUACAGAGCGAGGACCUGCAGACAGACGCACACAAGGCGCAGCGCUCAUGGUGCAAGACGCAGCCACGGAUCUGCGAUAACCUCGCACGGUCUUCCCUUCCAGCUGCCGCGCCUUGCUCCUUUUACCAGCAGGAUUAUAUUAUUAUUAUUAUUAUUAUUAUUAUUAUUAUUAUUGAACCAUUUUACGAUUCUUCCCUCUUUUUAUACACUCACCACCACCACCACCCCGAGAGAGAGAGAGAGAGGCUCGAAGCUUUUUUUUAUUUUAUUUUCUUAAUGAAUCUGACGAAAGCAUCGCCGUUUCAUUUCCUGACAAUUGGGACAUGAUCACGUCGCCCUCGGCGUCUGCCCUGAAAAAUAGUGAUAUUUGUGUAGCCUGGGAAAGCAGCAGUUCUCGGAAUAGCAGCUCAGCGAGCAUCAACAAGCCUUUUCUCCACUCUGCGCCUCCGUCUGAUCCACUACGGCAAGCAAACCGACUUCCCAUCAAGGUUUUGAAAAUGCUUACUGCACGGUCGGGACACAUUUUGCACCCGGAGUAUCUGCAGCCUUUGCCUUCUACCCCGGUUAGUCCCAUUGAGCUAGAUGCCAAGAAAAGUCCGUUGGCUCUGCUGGCGCAGACCUGCUCUCAGAUCGGCAAACCGGACCCACCACCCUCCUCCAAAUUAUCCUCCGUAACAUCAAAUGGAUCUAGUGAGAAGGAAUCUAAAUCCGGUCCUUUGAAAUUGAGUGACAUCGGUGUGGAUGACAAAUCUAGCUUCAAACCUUAUUCUAAACCUUCAGAUAAGAAGGACUCGUCUUCGGGCGUCUCAGGCGGAGAGAAGUCUGGUUUCCGAGUGCCGAGCGCCACCUGCCAGCCGUUUACGCCGCGGACAGGCAGCCCCAACUCCAGCACUUCAGCCUCCCCUAUGCCAUCAGAGGGGAAAUGUGGGGAAAGGGAUGAAAAGAAAGAGUCUGAUUGUAAUAAAAAUGGCACUACGGACGGCUCUGGCACCACGAGCCACAGCAGGAUAAGCGUGAGUUGUGGUGGAAUUAACGUGGAGGUCAACCAACACCAGGAGACGACGCCUGGCACUAAAACCACCUCCUCCUCGGAGUCCUCCUCUGUGACUUCUGUAUCCUCCGCAUCCGUUCUCGGGUCAGGACUUGUGGCGCCGGUUUCUCCUUACAAACCGGGGCAGACAGUUUUCCCUUUGCCUCCUGCCGGUAUGACCUACCCAGGUAGCUUGGCUGGGGCCUAUGCUGGUUACCCUCAACACUUCCUGCCCCACGGAGGGAGCUUGGUAAACGCACAGUUGGCUAGUUCACUGGGCUGCAGUAAGGCUGGAUCCAGUCCUCUGGCUGGGGCUUCUCCACCGUCCAUCAUGUCAGCCAGCCUGUGUAGAGACCCUUACUGCCUCAGUUACCAUUGUGCCAGUCACUUAGCGGGCGCAGCCGGUGCUUCCUGCACGCACGACUCCGCAGCUGCAGCGGCCGCUAACGCCCUCAAGUCCAGCUACCCACUAAUGUACCCGACACACCCCAUACACGGCGUUCAUUCCUCGGCGCCGUCGUUUAGCGGACACCCCCUGUACCCAUAUGGUUUCAUGCUCCCCAACGACCCUCUCCCCCAUGUUUGUAAUUGGGUGUCGGCAAAUGGACCGUGCGACAAGCGUUUCUCCACCUCGGAGGAGCUCCUGAAUCACCUGAGGACACACACUGCUUUUACCGGGGCCGAGAAGUUGAUAUCUGGUUAUCCCGGUUCUUCAUCGCUGGCCAGCGCCGCAGCAGCGGCCAUGGCCUGCCAUAUGCACAUGCCACCGUCAGGAGCCCCCGGGAGCCCCGGGACUUUGGCUCUAAGGAGCCCGCACCACGCGUUAGGACUUAGCAGCCGCUACCAUCCGUACUCCAAAAGUCCCCUGCCAACCCCAGGUGCCCCUGUUCCCGUCCCCGCAGCCACCGGCCCUUACUACUCCCCUUAUGCACUGUAUGGCCAGAGACUCACCACAGCAUCAGCGCUUGGAUACCAGUGAGGAAAAAGUGACUUUGAAAAGUUUAUAGUACUAAGAAUGCAAAUAUAAAGACUUUUAUAUUAACAGCGCUAAAAACAUUAUGGGCGGGAUCCGUGGACUUCAACUGUAUUUAUUUAUAUGUCGGCUUAAAAGCAGGCGAUAAUAGCUGCAAAUGGAAAAUAUUUGAGCAACUCAAAAAGUGCAUUAUGUUGAAACUGAACUCUAUAGGUAAAGUGAAAAACACACAUGUUAGAGUACUAAUUCAAGUAGGGGUCUUCAUUUCGAUGUUCAUUUGAAAUUGCUAUGAUUGUAUUUGUUCUUAUUUAAUGUCUCAUUGAGAAGAAAAUAAUUUACAUGCAUGUUUGUUUCUUAAAAUUUCAACAACAACAACUGAAAAAAAAAUUGUCCACAUUUUAAAUUGCCGUUAUUUUUCAGGUGUACACCUUGGAAAGAGAAUUGGUAUUUUUUUGUAUGUAUUCUGGAAAAAAAAAUAAGAAACAAUUCUGUUCCAUA